This is a messenger RNA of Athalia rosae (coleseed sawfly), 4741 nucleotides long. It is a transcript of the gene MBD-R2, whose product is annotated as PHD finger protein 20. The record is from RefSeq and is a predicted model, not a curated record. Gene Ontology annotation, cellular component: NSL complex. Bases 1253 to 4333 code for a protein of 1026 amino acids. Gene Ontology annotation, molecular function: DNA binding. Gene Ontology annotation, biological process: regulation of transcription by RNA polymerase II. The transcript is spliced from 15 exons. Lineage: Eukaryota; Metazoa; Arthropoda; Insecta; Hymenoptera; Athaliidae.
AAAGCAAAAUUUGUUUCUAGGCUUAUUUAUUGUCUGUAAUGUGAAUAUAAAAUUUCAGACGCAGGUACUUUUAUAGAAACUUCAGCAUGCCUUUAGCAUUAUAAAUAUUAAUUCUUUUAUUCUAUGCGUGUGUAUGUAGUUAUAUUUAAUCACUGUCAUACUGCAUCUUGAUGUUGAAAAACUGCGUAUUGAGAGAGUGAAAAAAUCGAAACAAUUCAUUUGGGAGCAGUUGCCUGAUAUUUCGAUUUUUUGCGUCACAUAUUAGAUUUUUGUUUAGUUGUGAAUGGACAAAUGGGACACUUGCCAAAGAAAGAUAAAAACGAUACAAGUGAGAUAUUCUCAAUGGAACGGGAUGGAUAGUAUAAUUAUUGCUGAAAUACAAUUACUGACUUUUUAAAUAGCAGCAGGAUCUCUGACAAAAGGUGAUAAAAGAAAAAUGAAGAUGACGAGCUCUGAAGACAUUUUCGGCUGCUGCAGAGGAAACAGAGUAUCAGGCUUUGCUUUAGAAAUUUGUUUCUCAUAUUUGUCCAUAUUGUAUACCUGUUAUUUAAUUUUUUUUAGCAAAUGUGAGUUCGAUUAUAAGGUAGUUGACAUUAUGCUUGUCGAAAUUUCUGUGUACGUACAAUUCAAUACGUGGUAGCUGCAAGUGGUUGAGAAAUAUUUCCCAAUAAUGAGUAAAAAUUAUUAAUUAUUCCUGAGAUCCAAAUCGUUUAUUACAUUGUUCAAAUUGCGAUCUGUUCAAAUUCUGGUCAGUUCUCGAUACCCAAAAUAUUUCAUCGCUCGACAUAUGAACCUUGCAUGUUUGACUAAAUUGAUGAUAUUUUUUUUUUCAACUAAUUUGAUAGCUAAUUCAACUGUAUCUCUAAGAUUUUUUUAAUAUCGCUUUUUUGUUCAGCUCACCACUAUCUAGAUGGUCAAAUAGAUUAGUAGAAAAAACUGGGUUAGGUGUGAUAGGGAUGUAUGAAAUAUUCGAGGGUUGGAGAGGUCCCUUUAUCGAUCAAAUAAAAUGGCAACUUAUUAUUUGGCCCUCCCCCGUAGAUUGACAUCAGUUAAAGCUAACCAACAUAACCUUACCCAAAGUUGAGUUACCCAACCCUACCUAAACCCAUAGGCCCCUAGACUUCCAACAAUACAAUCUUUUUCUUGUUGCAAAUUAUGCGUCAGAGUGACAGAAGUGCGAGCGUAAAGAUUUCUGGUUGUAACGUGUUCGUAAUUAAUUCUACCGCUCUCAACGGUAAUAAGAGAUACAAAGAUGCGGGAAUUUGUCGCUGGUGAAAGAAUUUUAGCCACUUGGGCGGAUGGCAGAAAGUAUCCUGCAAAAGUUAAAACUGUGCUUGGAAAUGACAGAUACGAUGUGCUUUUUGAUGACGGUUAUGCCAAGAUCGUCAGAUCGUCCAAGAUGACAAAAAUUGCUGCUACCACCGAAAAGAAGGCAAUGGACGGAGAAUAUAUAGGGAGUAAACAAGAAAGGAGAGAUAAGAAGCGAAAGCACAGUGUAAUGGAUCUGUUUCAUUCAAAUGCAAAAAAACGGGCAAGAACUGAUUCUGAGAAGUCGCUCAAGAAGGAUGAUUCUUUGGUGAGCGAAGACGAUGGAAAAGUUGAGGAAACUGAGUUAACGCCUGCAAUAGCAUAUGAGGCUGGUACCGAAGUUCUCAAAGGAUUUGAGCCUAGUAAAACAAAGGUCAAAACGUACGCCAAGAAAAAAAAGAAGGAGCUAUCCAAAUUUGAUACAGACAAUGAAGAUGAAGUUGGACCAGAAUGGAUCGAUGGUGAACCAAAAGGGAUAGAAUCUUACAUUGUGGACGGUAAUGAUGUUGCAGGACCACGCAGAUCUAUAAUAGUGGCAGAUAAACGUUUGCCACCUGGAUGGCAAAAGCACUUUACUCAAAGAAGGACAGGUACCUCUGCUGGAAAAUGGGAUGUUUUGUUUAUACAUAAAUCAAGUGGGAAAAAAUUCAGAUCGCGCAACGACAUCCGUUCGUUCAUGGAGCAGCAAGGACAGUUCGAUUUCGAGCCAGAAAAAUUUGAUUUUUGCAUACAUCGUAAGAAAAACGGUAAAAACAGUACGGCAAAAAUGAGACAACAGGAGCCGGUGGUUGAAGUUCAGAAAAAAAUCAAAACUCUGCUGCCAAAAGCUAAAACGGCCGUCAGCACCCCUGAGAGUAUGCCCAGCUUCACCCCUCCUUCGCUCGUCUCGAUGCAUCCAGUUACUCCAGUAACGACGCCUGCUGAUCCUGGUGCCAUAACAUAUUCCGUUUUCAUCGGAGGGCUGAGAGUCGAAAUGGAAGACAGUGCUUACAAGUGCCCAAAAGAGGGUUGCAAUAAGAAUUUCCGAAAGGAGAACCUGCUUCAAAUGCACAUAAAACAUUAUCACCCUGAAUAUUCCAAGUUCUUGGGGACUACGCCCAAUGUGGCUGACCUGGCGUACGCGAGGAUGAUCGGCGAGUCGGUGGAAGAUAUAAUCCCGAAAAAACAGAACAACUUUUUGGAAAAAAUCAACAAGUUUGAGAAGAAAAAAGCUUCUCAAGACAAACAAGUGUCUGGCAAUGAAUGCGAAUCUGGUCGAGUCGAUAAAAUGGCUGGUUCAACAAUGGAAGAUUCUAAAUUAGAAAUCACCUCUCCGAUAUCGACACAAAAUAUUGACAUGGACGAAGAGAUUAUGAAAAAUAGGGAGGCCAGCUGUGCCAUGUCACCAGGGACAUUGUUUGAUCUGAAAAUUAGAGAGGAGAAAACUCAAACAGGCAUUAAGACACUGCUGCCAGUUAGACCCACGGCUGUCACUCCCGUUGCCAAUAGCGUUACUACAGAGGCUCUGAAGGUGGAUAGAUCCAAGUCAGCGGAUGAACCUCUGAUCGCGGAAAAAGGAAAAUCUAUGAGGAAGCGGCAGAUGACUGAAUAUAACUCUGACUUACAAAUCAAGUACAAGAAGAAACAAGGCAUGUUGGAGCUUAAGGAUGAUUAUGGGGAUUUAGAUGAUGGUAUUUUGGACACUGAAGAACCCGUUGCCCCUACAUACAGAUUCAGUCGCAGAAAAUCAGACCCAAAAAGUGAUGAGAAUAGUCAAAGCAGUCAACUUAACGAUUCUCAUCUUGAGAAAGGUGAAACCCCGAAAGGGGAUGCUGCCAAAAGAGAUAAUAGUAAUGAUACUGAAGAUGCUGAAGGGGUGAUGAUGAUGAUUAAUGGGGAGCUUGUAAAAGUGGAACAGCUGCGCAGGGAGGAAAUAAUAAAUUGUACGUGUGGAUACAUGGAAGAGGACGGAUUGAUGAUUCAGUGUGAUUUGUGUCUCUGCUGGCAGCAUGGGCACUGUAACGCUAUAGAACGAGAAAAAGAUGUACCAGAGAAAUAUGUUUGCUAUAUUUGUUUACAUCCGUAUAGACAAAGACAAUCGAAAAAGUACAUUUACGAUCAGGACUGGAUUAAGGAAGGAAUAUUGCCCAGCCUUCCAAAUCGUACAAAAAAUCCAGCCACUAUCAAUCACAGGAGUGCUAUGUUGAAGCGCUCGUACGAUUUAGUUGCCGCGCUCUUGCAAAUACAGCAAAUUCUACACAGUCUACGAGUAAAAAUCAACGUUGCUCAGAAGAAGGAUCAUCCAAAGCUUUACUUAUGGGCUAAGAACUGGGAGAAAACUGAGAUCCCAGCACCAAACACUGAUCCGGUACCUAUAAUGGAGAUCGUUAAGCCAUCCUUCGCUCCAACUGAAUCUAGUUUGGAUAGUUCACCAUCGAUGGACGUAAAGGUGGAAAUAAAGAACGAAAUAAAGGAAGAAUCGGACGAAAAAUCAAUUGCAUCUAAUUCUGAACUCAUGAAAAUUCUGGAAGAGGACAGUUUACAUUCUGAAGAAUUGAAGAACAGUAAAAAACAGGAGAUCCCGAACGAAGGAAACAUACUUCUAGGCGCUCUCACUAAAGAUAAUUUAGAUGAGUCAGCCUCUGAAACUAAACCUGAUAACAGUGUCUCAUUUUCAGAGCCACCGAAUAAUCAACCAUCAACGUCAAAGACCCCGGAUCUAGUCUGUCCAGCUGAGCCACCAAAGACCGAGCCUGAGGAACAGGGCGAUCUCAGUGACAUGAUCAAUCUUCAGCCGUUCAUUCCAGAACCAGAAGCUCCGAUUGAUCCAGCUGAAUGUAGAUCACGAUUGCUGGAACAUAUCGAACAUUUUCAGAAUCACAUUGAUUCCCGGCUCACUACGAUCGAAACACAAGUUACCGCACUAGAAGCCAUGGACCCAGAUGACUCUUUGUCAAAUACAGAUGUCUUACCUCGGACAAAACAAACCGUGCAAAUGCUGCUCAGAGACCUCGCGACCGUCAGUAAACUUGCUGCGCUCUGCUGAUAAGGAAUAUCAGUUCUUCGAAAGAGAUAAAUACUUUUUUAUUUAUUAUUAUUAUUGUCGAAGCUUCGAAUCAACAAUUGGAGUGCAAACAGUGCAUUUGUAGAUCCAAUUUGUCAUUUAUUUCUCUCUUCAAGUCCUCUUACUCCGAAGUUUUAGAUUAGAUAAUUCUGAAAAUCUCUUGAAUUAGUUUUAAAACUUCACUUUCUGAGUGCCAGAGGACUUGACUUUUGAAGUGCGUUACAGUCAUGUUUCUAUUUCACUGCUCUGCCGAUACAUACCUUGUUGUUUCGAAAUGCCUUUAUUCAAAAAGUAUGUAAUACUGAUCGCGGAAUUCAAGACGGAUUCUUCAUCGUCACGAUGUUAUUAUGAUACUAGUCUUCAGAAUAAAAGGAGGAUAUCAUAAGGAAA